AUGGCAUCAGGUCUAUGGGAAUUCAUUGUCGUCGGAGGCGGUCCGGCUGGCUGUAGCAUCGCUUCUUCCCUAUCUCGCUCCCCCAAACGUCCCCAAGUCCUCCUGGUUGAGGCUGGAUCGCGACGUGACGAGAAACUCCUCAGAGUCGACGGUCAGCGGUGGGGCACCUACCGAAACGCAGCCAUCAAUUGGGCCUAUACAACAGUGCCUCAAAAGCACUGCAAUGGACGUCAAAUUGACUACUCUCGCGGCAAGACACUGGGAGGAAGCACUGCUAUCAAUUUUUGCAUUUACGCCUUUGGCGCUCGUGAUGAUUACAACCAGUGGGCAAAUGUCGUAAAUGACGAUAUCUUUAAAUGGAACCGUAUCCAGGCACGUUUUAAGAAUUUGGAGACGUUCAGUGGGGCUAUAUCUGAUCCUGCGCAUACGAAAUAUGCAUCACCCCGGGCAGAAGAUCAUGGGAGCAGUGGCGCUUUGCAUGUGGGAUAUGCGCCGGAAUGGGAGAAGGAUUUGCCGCUGCUGAUAGAUGCUUUUACGCAAGCCGGUUUGCCCCAUGGUACAGAUCAUAAUUCUGGGAAUCCAAUUGGGUUGACACUGGCUAUUAACACUGCUCAUCGGGGAGUGAGAGUGAUGGCAACAGACCUGCUGGAGGACGCGCCUGAUAACUUGACGAUUUUAACUGACUCUCCGGUGCAAAGAGUGCUGCUGCAGGGCAAGAAAGCUGUUGGCGUGGAGUCUUUGGGAAGAAAAUUCAUGGCAUCAAAGGAAGUCAUCCUCUCCGCCGGCACGCUGGACACCCCAAAAGUUUUGAUGCACUCGGGCAUUGGACCAGCUGAACAACUUCAAAAGUUCCAAAUCCCAGUCAUACAGCACCUCCCUGCCGUUGGCCAAGGACUGCGAGACCAUCUCUGUGCCUCACUAACCUACCAACGCAACCCAAACACCAAUGACCGCAACACCUUCUUCAAAGACCCCUCUGCUAUGGAAAACGCCAUGGGCGAAUGGAAGGAAAGUGGGAAGGGGCCAUGGGCACGCCACUCAUGCCAGCUGGGAAUUGGCUGGUUCAAAUCAGACAUCGUCCCAAACAUGCCAGAAUUUAAAGCCCUCCCAGCUUCUGUGCAAGAGUUCCUCCACCGUCCUACCAUCCCACACUAUGAGAUCGUCCCAAACUUCCCGCUACACAUAUUCAUGCCCGAAGCAGUGAAGGAUUACAGCUACACCUGCGUGACAGCGUUUCUAAUGAACCCGCAAUCCCGCGGCGAGGUCCGACUGCAAUCCUCCAACCCCGAAGAGCCUCUUCUCUUUGACCCCAAGUUCCUAUCUCACCCCUAUGACCGCGCCACAUGUAUCGCGAUUCUUCGACACCUCCUCGACAUCUGCAAGCAUCCAGCCUUCCAAAAGGAUACCGUCUCCACGCUCAUGGCACCUCCGUCGGAUUCAGACGAGGAUCUCCUCGAGUACUGGAGAGCCAACCUCUUUUCUGUCUGA
Messenger RNA from Aspergillus glaucus CBS 516.65, 1488 nucleotides. Its product is annotated as GMC family oxidoreductase. The transcript is spliced from 3 exons. Lineage: Eukaryota; Fungi; Ascomycota; Eurotiomycetes; Eurotiales; Aspergillaceae. Gene Ontology annotation, molecular function: flavin adenine dinucleotide binding; oxidoreductase activity, acting on CH-OH group of donors. Bases 1 to 1488 code for a protein of 495 amino acids. The record is from RefSeq and is a predicted model, not a curated record.